Molecule: messenger RNA, 2472 nt
Organism: Panicum hallii
Lineage: Eukaryota; Viridiplantae; Streptophyta; Magnoliopsida; Poales; Poaceae
Product: UV-stimulated scaffold protein A homolog
Exons: 2
Coding region: 106-2250 (714 amino acids)
Biological process (GO): transcription-coupled nucleotide-excision repair; response to UV
Cellular component (GO): chromosome
Molecular function (GO): RNA polymerase II complex binding
Source: RefSeq, a predicted model, not a curated record
AGAGCGGAAAUCCGGUCCAACAUCACGGCUUCACCACCGCCCACAAGUCGCACCCACCGUCGCACGAACGGGUCUCCUUUCCUCCGGUCCCCGCGAAUCGCCGCCAUGCCGCGCCCGACGGUCUCCUCCUCCUUCGCCGGCCGCCACACGGCGUCGGCGGCGGCGUCCGCCGAACCAGAGCUGGGCUCGAACCCCUCCUCUUCCUUCGCGGCGGCGGCGGAUUCCUCCAUGGCGUCGCUCAUCGAGCGCGCCACCUCCACCACCGCGCCCGCCGUCGACCCCGCCCUCCUCCGCGCCAUCAAGUCCUCGGCCCGCGCAUCCGACGGUGCCAUCCGCGAUGCGUUCCGCCUCCUGCUCUCCCUCAUGUCGAAGCCCCACUCCCACGUGCGGCUCCUUGCCUUCAGCAUCGCCGACGAGCUCUUCAUGCGCUCCAAGCUGUUCCGCUCCCUCCUCGCCGACGCGCUCGAUGGCUUCCUCCCGCUCGCGGUCGGGUUCCGCCGGGCGCACCCGCUCCCGCCACCGACCGCCUCGGCGGCGCUGCUCCGGAAGGCCGCCGUCCAGGCGCUCGAGCGCUGGCACCACCUCUUCGGCGCGCACUACCGCCAGCUCCGCCUGGCCGUCGAGUACCUCAAGGUGUCCGCCCGCGUCCAGUUCCCUGUCCUACGGGCCACCGUGGAGGCUCGAGCGGCCCGCGAGGCGCGCACGCAGGAGAUCCUGGCCGCCAAGGUUGAGCAACUGCGCGGAAACCUCGCGUCAAUCAAAGAUGAAAUCCGGUCGACGAUGGAUGAGAUUCGCAACGGGUUGGAGAUCAUCCGUGCUGAUUAUGAAAAAUUUGAGGGCUAUGGGAAUGAUGAUGAUGCAGAGGAGGAGAUUGCAUCCCUGUCGAUGCGCAGUAUUAGGAUGGCUUCAUUGAUGGCCGGAGAGUGGGUGCUGGAGACUCAGGAGAAUGAGGCAGUUUUUGAUGCACUGAGGGAAGCUUACCGACUGCUUGUGUCGAAGCAUCUGGUCACUGUUAAGGAAUGGAUAUCUGUGCUUAUAAGGGUCGAUCUUCCAGAUAACAGGUUCAGAGAUUCUGCAUUGAAGGAGUUCAUUGAUAUUAAGAAUGAGAUACGAGCAGUGAGAGAUCGGUGCACUGAGCUUGGCCUUAACCUUGAUAAUGUCAGUAGGCGCAAGGGUGACCAAGAGGAAGAGGAUGAUGAGUUUUGGGUGGAGGGAAACAUAGAGGCCCCUAGUCCUGCCAGAGUCCAGAGCAGUGUAGAUGCUGCAAGCACCAGCAGGGACACCGGAAAGGGAAAGAGGGUGGUGGGUGGAGAGAAAUCUGAUAUUGGCAAGUCACCAGUUGCCGCUAAUGGAACUAGAAAUCUCGACCCAGAGAAAUCAAAGCUCUUUGCUGAAGCCCCUGUGGUGCCAUGGAGCUCUGUCUUGGACCGUUGGGGCUCCAGCGGGGAUGCACAUGUAAACCAGAGGGGGCUUGAGCUCGACAGUCAUUGGGGAAGGGUGGAUAAUGAUGCUGUUAUACCUGCAGCAAAGAUUGCAGAGUUGAAUGUUCAUAGCUCAGUUUAUAGAGAAGCUCCAGUUGAGAUCCUACCAUGUCAUGCCCCUCUAAAGAAAGGAGGACUUUGCCAGAGAAGGGAUCUUAAGGUAUGUCCUUUUCAUGGGUCGAUUGUCCCACGUGAUGCUGAAGGAAAUCCAAUUGAGCAGCACGGUGGUAGUUCUGGUGCCGAAGUAGAUCCUGUUGAGCACUGUGACACAACAGGAAAUUCAAAUGAGCUGAACGGAAACAGUGAUGGUGAUUAUGUGGAGGAGGCCUCUUCUUCAAGAAUGACAGAUUUAAGUAAUGAUGACUAUGGCAGUACUGUUGGAACUCAUGAUCUUGGUAAAAUUACUGUAGAGCAGUUGGUGAGACAGGCAAUUAAAAAUGUCCGGAAAAGAGAUAUGGACCAUAAGGCACUGGAAAGAGCACAACGUCAAAGAAUCCGUCAGCACAAUGAAGACGUUCUGCGGGAGGCAGCUAUCGCUUCAACUUCCCACUCUGCAGCAGCCUAUGAGCAGCCUCCAGAAGCACGGGGUCGAGGCCGCCGAGGUAAAACAAAGGCACCAACGCUGGCAUCAAUGCUGAAGAAGAAAAUUACCACCAAGGAUAGAAUUGCAGAGAGGCUUCUGAACACUCGAGCCACGGAUGCGACAAUAAGAGAGGCUUCUCAUAUUGAAGAUAUGAGCUACAGGGAAGCAUUUCCAAACCAGUGGUAGCAGAAGCAGCUGAGCUGUUAUUGUAUAGAGUGGAUAAACAUGAUAAGAUACAACCAUGUUGGUUAGUGUACGAUCAUCACCUAAAUAAUACAGAACCUGUAGCUGCCUAGAUCAGCCAAAACUGUCUGUCUGUUUUCUGAUAUUCAGUUCUUGUACAGUUGUCUGAAUUAAGUUCCUUGUACAUUUCUUUCCAAUGUUUAUUUUUGACUGUGUGCUCUCAAA